CUAUCUUGAGUGUUACUCUGAUUUACUCAUGUCUAUUCAAUCUAGAUCGUUUCUUACGUAGUUCAUUAUGUGUGACCCCCGCCACCUCGAACCUUUUCUAAUCAAUCACGUAUAUACCCUCAUCAUUCCUUCUGCCUAUACGAAACCGAUCCCUAGAUAUAUACAGACAAUGGUUAUAUGAAUCGGAAAUAUUUCCCAUAGAUGUCACUCUUCGGAGUGUUAACGGUACUCUGACAGUCGCACUUCAAACACGUCCACGGCCAUGGUCGGUGACACCAUUCCUAAACUCGCGGUUCUCAUUGACGCGGAUAAUGCUCGGCCCUCCGUUGUGGAUCGCCUCCUCUCCGAGAUCGCGAAAUAUGGUACAGCUCAUGCAAAGCGGGCAUAUGGGGACUGGACUACAACCUAUCUAAACGGCUGGAAGGACGAGCUCCUUAAACAAUCGAUCCAGCCCAUCCAGCAGUUCGCGUAUACCCACGGAAAGAAUGCAACUGACUCAGCUAUGAUUAUCGAUGCGAUGGAUCUUCUGUACUCCAACCGGUAUGAUGGGUUCUGCCUUGUCUCAAGCGACAGUGAUUUCACUCGGCUGGCUGCCCGUAUCCGCGAGUCAGGACUAAUUGUAUAUGGAUCCGGGGAGAGUCACACACCCAAGCCCUUCGUCGCUGCCUGUAGCAAGUUUGUUUACACAGAAAACCUCGUGCAUCUUGACAAGCUUGUGCCGCACGCCGACAGUGUUGCCGUGCCUGAACGUCAUUCAUCAGCUCUACAAGCUCACAAAGAUGACGACUUGGCAGGUCGGUUGCGAACAGCGGUAGAAGCCGCCUCGGAUGAUGAUGGGUGGGCAAGGCUUUCUCAGGUGGGCCUGCUGCUCACAAAAAAGCACCCUGAUUUCGACUCUCGUACAUAUGGAUACCAUAAGCUCAGCGAUCUUAUCGGCUCCUCGUCUUUCUUUGAAACCACCCGCCGCUCGUUUCGAAAGGGGUCACCCGCGGAGAUCACAGUACGCGAUAAGCGUCGGAACCCUAAGAGUUCUGCUAAUUAGGUGGAUACGAGUUGCUUCUCUCUAUUUGCCUUUAUCCAAUCUAUUAGCAAUUCGUAGUAAGUUUUAUGUAUAUUGUUUUUCCUUUUCCUUUUCCUUAAUAAUUGUACCAAGGCGAUUUCUAGCUAUAGGCGCGCCUGAAAUCUCAUCCCAUACCUCACACAUUAUUAUUUGAAAGGAGUAGGUGCUAAAUCGUUUUUUUAUUAUAUUACGUAUGUACAGUCAUCAUCAAAGUCAAUUUACCCACGAAGAUAUAAUUAUUUCCAAGUCAGGCAACAUAAGGUCGAGGCACGUAGUAAGAUACAUUCUGUAUAAUAAAAUAGCCACUCAAAGGUAGUUACCCGUGAUAUCGCACAGUACAAUAAAUCUCGUGGUCAGUUAGUUAUACUACAGUGGAAAC
Molecule: messenger RNA, 1439 nt
Organism: Aspergillus caelatus
Lineage: Eukaryota; Fungi; Ascomycota; Eurotiomycetes; Eurotiales; Aspergillaceae
Exons: 1
Coding region: 263-1042 (259 amino acids)
Molecular function (GO): RNA nuclease activity
Source: RefSeq, a predicted model, not a curated record